Molecule: messenger RNA, 663 nt
Organism: Paramecium tetraurelia
Lineage: Eukaryota; Ciliophora; Oligohymenophorea; Peniculida; Parameciidae
Exons: 3
Source: RefSeq, a predicted model, not a curated record
AUGAUUUAAUUAGCGUUUUUAUUAUUUGUUCUAACACUAGGUUAAGACAUCGAAGAAGAAGAACUGUCUAAAAAAAUUGGUGCCUGUUGGAUGAAAACUAUUAAGGAUAUUAAUAAUGAAAAAGACAAUAUGGGCAAAAUUAUUGAAAGUGUAUAAAAUGCUAAUAAGACAUUGAUCUUUCAUAAAAUAUAAAUGUCUAUGAUUUUGUAAUGUGAAUCUUUGAUUGAUAUCAACAAUGAAAAUUAUUUGAGUUUAAGUUACAAAGAUGUUGUAAAGGACUUUGAUUAUAAAUAAUAUAUUGGCAUAGAAUUUAAAUUAACUAAAGAAGAAGAAACCUUAUUGAGAAUUAUCAAGAAGAUGGAGAAGGACUUAGGCGAACUUAACAAAUAAAAUUAAAUUAAAUAAUAAUAUAAGCAGACUUAAUAAGUUGAAUAGGAUUGGCAAGAUGCAUAUAAAACAAACUAAGCUGUACCGACUCUACUUACAAAACCAAACUAUUUUCAUUAUGCAUUCUUUUUAGUGUUGUUCGUUGCUAUAUUCGGUGGAGGUUAUUGGAGUGUAAAAAUGAUAUAAGGAAUGAAAGAUAGCUCAAAUAAAAAUUAAAAUAAAGCAAAAUGAAUUAAUCUUACAUAUUUCAUAUAUAUUAUAAUUAUUAUUUUGAAA